Messenger RNA from Oncorhynchus tshawytscha (Chinook salmon), 1422 nucleotides. Its product is annotated as hemicentin-1-like. Gene Ontology annotation, molecular function: integrin binding. The transcript has 5 exons. The record is from RefSeq and is a predicted model, not a curated record. Bases 178 to 1080 code for a protein of 300 amino acids. Gene Ontology annotation, biological process: cell adhesion. Lineage: Eukaryota; Metazoa; Chordata; Actinopteri; Salmoniformes; Salmonidae.
CUCUCCCUCGGGGCCCUGCAGUCAGACACAGACUACGGUAUGAGAGCCCUCGUUUGGUGAGGGAGGGCUUUUGUUAGUAAUCACAGUUCACUUUGGAGUUGCCAAGCAGGACCAAGUCGGAAUUCCACUCGCCUUUCAACUCCGACCAUAGUGGACCUCAGCAAAGUCUGCAAAAAGAUGGAAAACAACUUUCUAAAAUGGAUCCUAAACUUUUGCAUGUUCUGCACCGUGUCAGGUGAAGGUUGCUCUCUGGAGCUGAAACCCUCCAGGGUGGUGGUGGGGUUUGGGGAGCCUGUUUCCGUCAGCUGUGAUGCCUCUCGCCCGGUGCGUGUCUUAGGCUGGGAGUCAGCCAUCGGGGCAGCACACACCCAACAGGACCGUGCUGUCCAAUGGAAGGUGGACAGUCUGAUCGACUGGAUCGAGGAGCCUAUCUGCUAUGGAGUCUUCUUCACUGCACCCAGACAGUGUGAGGAGAAACUCAACCUCAUUCUUUACAAGACUCCAGACAGUGUCACUAUCAGCUCAGCGAACCACACUGGUCCCAUGUUGGAGGGGAAAGAGUACCAGCUGCUCUGUGAUGUCCAGAACAUUGCCCCUGUUCAAUACCUCACCCUGAGGUGGUACAGAGGGCAGACUGAAGUUUACAACCACUCUUUCUCUGAUCUGACCCCAGCCUCCCCUGUCCAAGUAUCCUCCAUCCUCCUGAUCACCCCAACCAAAGCUGAUAACGGAGCCCAGUACAAGUGCGUGGCUCAGCUGGACUUGGGACCAGAGGGACCACAACCGCCUCCUUCAGUUACAUCAGAGCCUCUCAACGUCUCUGUGCACUACCCCCCAUCCUUCCUCAGUCCUGAGGCUGAGACCCUGGACAUCGGUAUGGGGGAUGAAAUCACAUUAAACUGUACGGCUACAGGAAGCCCCAGUCCUGUGUACAGCUGGCAGUCUUCAGAUCCCAAAGAGAAGAUGGAGGACCUACCUCUUUUUACCUCUUCCUCCUUGCUUCCAGGGACCUACACCUGCAUUUCCUCUAAUAAGAUUGGCAAGAAGAGUAAGCAAUUCAUCAUCAAGACUAAGUCUUAAGGUGUGAGAAUGUCAUCAUUGUCAGCCAGACCAUCGCACAGAAAAAAAGGAAUCGCCUUACAUUUUUAAAGACUUUGGUCAUGUAAUAGUUUAUAGUAGCAUAUUGUGUUAUGAUUGAUUCUUGUUGUUAUUGCAACAUAACGUAUACUUUGAUGUGUUUAAAUAUAUAUGUAGGGUAUACAGUUCACUUUCAGUGUGGAGAACCCUAGAACGAGAGGUAGUGUGAAUAAUUAUAUCCAUUAAUAAGCUAUCCAUUAACUUUAUUUUGGAAAUCUACGUUGUUGUUUAUGUUCUCUUUUUUACAUGCAUAAAAACACUAAUAAAAUGACAAAUGUAUAUUUA